AAGGCAACCGCACGGACGUCAAAUAUAAGUCAAUUCCAGUAGAAUCCUCCUCUAAAAUCCGGCUUCUUUGUGCCAACUCUUGGAACUUUUCCAUUUCCGUCUUCAACCCUCGAGUCCACAAUCGGCAAAAGGCUUUCUCAAGGAGGAAAAUUUGAGAGAAACUAUAAAAGUUUUGGAAAUUUAAUUUUUUCAUGCGCUAAAACCAAUAUCCACCAAUUGCAGCUUGCCACGUGCUAGGUUGUGGCGAGACCAUGGCCGUAGCGGACCACCACAACAAAUCACACUCCGACAUGAAGCUAUUCCGGCUCUGCACGUUUUGGCAAUCCGGGAAUACGUCGUCGUCUUCGUCGUCCACGCAAAACCUCACUCAUAGUAGCCUCGGGAGCCAGAGCAACCGACACCUGGAGGCCCCUAAUUCGAAGCCGUCACCCAAAACGGUGUCGUCCGUGGCGCGAUCGCUGCUACCGCCUCGGCGUAGGCUAAGACUCGACCCUGCCAGCAACCUCUACUUCCCAAAUGAGCCAGGUAAACAAGUGAAGAGCGCGAUCAGGUUGAAGAACACUAGCAGGUCUCAUGUAGCUUUUAAGUUUCAAACAACAGCACCAAAGAGCUGUUAUAUGAGGCCUCCUGGCGGUAUCCUUGCUCCUGGAGAAAGUAUUAUUGCAACUGUUUUCAAGUUUGUGGAGCAUACUGAGAACAAUGAAAAACAAUUGGACCAGAAGAGCAAGAUUAAGUUCAAGAUCAUGAGUCUGAAGGUGAAAGGAGGAAUGGAAUAUGUACCUGAGCUGUUUGAUGAACAAAAGGAUCAAGUAACUGUUGAGCGAAUCUUGCGGGUUGUAUUUUUAGACAUGGAGCGCCCUAGUUCUGCUUUGGAAAAACUGAAGCGUCAAUUAGCCGAAGCCGAGGCUGCGCUUGAAGCACGCAAGAAACCUCCUGUAGACACCGGUCCUCGGGUUGUUGGGGAAGGGCUUGUAAUAGAUGAAUGGAAAGAGCGAAGGGAGAAAUACUUGGCUAGACAACAGGUUGAAGCAAUAGACUCAGCAUAGUGUGUGAUUUGCUCCUGCUGCAUCUGCUUUUGCUGCAUCAUUGCACCCAUCACUAACUUGGUAUCUGUUGUGCGAAGAUCAACGGAUGGGAUGGCAAGUACAGGGCUUCACGUGGAGAAAAACAACUCAUUUUGUCACGACUAUACUUGAGAUGAGCCGUGUGAGGGUAAAUAUACCUGAUUUUGGACUGAGCCUUUCUACUUGUAGAUGGUGGUUUUUUCUUUGUAUGAAAAUAAAUGCUUGUAAAUCUUUGUGACUAGGGUGCCCUGUCUAUGUCAGGCUAGUCUUUGUUUCUUUUGAUUGAUAUUGUAUUAAUAAACUCAUGGGUUUCCUUGGAAUGUAAUGUAGUGUCUUAUCUUA
Molecule: messenger RNA, 1406 nt
Organism: Corylus avellana
Lineage: Eukaryota; Viridiplantae; Streptophyta; Magnoliopsida; Fagales; Betulaceae
Product: vesicle-associated protein 4-1
Biological process (GO): endoplasmic reticulum membrane organization
Cellular component (GO): plasma membrane; endoplasmic reticulum membrane
Source: RefSeq, a predicted model, not a curated record